Macrosiphum euphorbiae (potato aphid) is the source of this 555-nucleotide messenger RNA. The record is from the annotation of a GenBank genome assembly. Lineage: Eukaryota; Metazoa; Arthropoda; Insecta; Hemiptera; Aphididae.
AUGAUUGAAUUAAAAAACAUUAAAAGUGAAAACCAGAAAAUUGUAACAGAGAAUAAACGUCUAUCGGAAGAAGUCGAUUUAUUAAAGUCAAAAAUUGAUGAAAUAGAACAGAACAACUUAGGAAUAUCACUGAAUAUAACUGGUAUACCGAAAACUCAAAAUGAAAACUGUAAACUAAUUGUUGAAGAAAUUAGCAAGAAAACAAAUACUACAAUUGAUGUUAUUGAGGCCUAUAGAAUAAACUCAUCUAUAUCUAAACGCAGUUUAAUAGUAGCAAAGUUAGCUACACUUAAAAUGAGAAAAAAUUUAAUUCGCAAUGUAAAGUUCAAUAAAUUAACAGCUGACAAAAUGAAUAAUGGUUGGCCCAAAGAAAAUAUUUAUAUGAAUGAGAGACUCACGAAACUCAGAAGAACACUUUUUUAUCAAACGAAAGUUGCUGCUACAACAAAAGAAUAUAAAUUUGUCUGGCUGUCCAAUGGAGAUAUUCUUGUGAGGAAAAAUGAAAACUCAAAAAUCGUAAGAAUCAAGUCAUCUCAAGACAUCAAUAAUUUGUAG